CCAGAUCUUCCCCAGGAUCUUCACUGCCCGCGGACAAAAUGGUGUCUUUCCAGACCAAUAUUCACAUGGCUCAGGCCGGGCUGAGCGCCUACAGCCUGUUCCAUGCCUACAUAUCGAUCACGAACUUGAGAAAGUGGGAGUCGACUAGCGAGCGGGCUGCGCAGUACUCCAAAACUGCGGCGCAAGAAUUGCAUAAAACGCGGACCACACAGACGUCAGGUGCUCUGGCGAUACUUUGCUCGCUGUCUUGCGCCCUAUUCACUAUCGGCUGGCCUCUAGACUCUGCUUCAGGCCGGAUAGCUUUGAAUGCGUUCAACGCGGGAGUUUGCGCCCUCGCUCAACUUCAUGUGAGCAAUUUCUGGUCGCAGAAAGGAAAAAUUCCAAUGGUCCAAAGCUACAACGAUGCGAUCAACAGCACUUUGAUCAUCAAGCGACAACUCGGGAUUCUCGCAAUUGCGUGGCUUCUCACCACCCUUUUUGAAGCCCUAACUCUGUUCGCCUAAAUUCAGCUCCGACACGCAGACAUUCUGCUUCGUCUGUUGUCAGAAACCCCGUAGAUUUUACAAUCGUUGACCGGGCCAUGGUUAGACAAUAUCUGCGAUAGCGGAACACAUUCUUCCAUAUUCAUUCCCGUUGAUCCUAUCUAUGAAAUGUUCACACCUUUUCACUCAAAUGACGAGUAAAUUCUGCAUAUUUGCACAUUUGCACGUUUGCACACUGUCCUUGGUAGUUCGGCCGUUCAAUUAGACGACCAAUUUGCACACUGCAUUGUCCAACGUCGAAUUGGAUAGAAGAAACAGGCUCAUCAGCAAAGGGCAGAGUAGAGUAAAAUCAAAUCACUUUAUGUAAACCGCAAUUGCUAAGGUGCUGACCAUGUUUGUUUUGACCUUUGCAUCUGCCAACUUUUGGAAGACUCUUUGCCCACCGCCAUUUGGGGUAAAGUAUUUCUCCACCAGAUGACCCAACAGAGUUCAAUUCCUCAAUCAUUUGAUCAGCUGUUUGAGACCAUGUAUUUCAACUUCAUCUCAGACUACCGUGGAUUUAUUAUAGUAAAUAGAUGAUCAUUAUGGUUGGAUUGUUUUUGAC
Molecule: messenger RNA, 1086 nt
Organism: Verruconis gallopava
Lineage: Eukaryota; Fungi; Ascomycota; Dothideomycetes; Venturiales; Sympoventuriaceae
Exons: 2
Coding region: 39-503 (154 amino acids)
Source: RefSeq, a predicted model, not a curated record